AUGAAUUUUGACUUACCAGCAGACCUUACCUCUUACAUUGAGUCGAUAGAUUCCUUCAUCCACUCGACCAUUCUUCCGUUACAGCACUCCAAAAGAAAUAACCGCUUCUUCGAUCAUCGUCGCGAGUAUGAACGAACUGACUGGGAAAACCAUGGAAAUCCACGACAAGAAUGGGAGGAACUAUUAGGCAAAGCACGCACCCUAGCGGAUGAUGCUGGCUUCUACCGAUUUGCGCUCCCUGAUGUCUACGGGGGCCAGUCACAUCCAAACACAAAUUUGUGGAUGUCGGCCAUUCGCUAUCACUUGUCCUCACAUCCGGUCUAUGGUGGAGGUUUGGGGCUUGCCAAUGAUUUACAAAAUGAACAUAGUAUCGUUGGGAAUUUCCCCGAUAUUCUCAUGCUUCACCAUUUCGGCAACCCAGAGCAAAAGCAGACAUUCAUUAAUGCACGUCUGCGGGGGGAGUUUCGGACGACAUUUGGUCUUACUGAGCCCGACCACGGAAGUGACGCAACAUUCAUGUCUACUACAGCAUGCCGAAGUCGCGAAGGGUUUCAAAUCACCGGGGCGAAAAAGUGGCAAACAGGGGCGCAUCAUUGUACACAUUUUUUGAUUUUUGCGCGCACUUCUGGUCGAAACGGUUCGACACGAGGUAUCACUGCCUUUUUGGUCCCUCGUGAGACACGAGGAGUUCGCAUAGUCAGUUAUGAAUGGACACUGAACAUGCCGACCGACCACGCAACAGUGGAACUUGACAGCGUGUGGGUGCCCGAAUCGGCGGUUUUAGGAUCCAUCGACCAAGGACUCGCCAUCGCGCAGACAUUUGUACAUGAAAAUAGAAUUCGUCAAGCGGCUAGCUCUUGCGGGGCCGCACGAUAUUGCCUCGACCGCAGCAUUGAACGCGCCCGGUCGCGAAAGAUAUGGGGUGAGGGAAAGACAUUGGCCGAUAAUCAGGCUAUUCAAUUCCCGGUAGUCGAGUUGAUGACACAGGUGGAGAUGUUGCGACUUUUCAUCCUGAAGACAAGUUGGGAGAUGGAUCGGAUUGUGGCCGAGUGCCAGGUUUCAGGUCAACCGCCGUGGGUUGCAAUCGAACGACAGCUGACCGACCAGGUAGCCAUGUGUAACUUUUGGGCGAAUCGGUUAUGUUGCCAAGCGGCCGAUCGAGCAAUCCAGAUUCACGGGGGCGAUGGAUACUCUCGCCACUAUCCCUUUGAGCACAUAUAUCGUCAUUUUCGUCGGUAUCGAAUCACAGAGGGAGCAGAGGAGAUCCAAAUGCGUAAGAUAGGGGCGUACAUAUUUGGAUUUGCAGGUCCAAAUAAGAAAGAUGUCGAUUUUGCUGUGGAUUCCAAGGCAAAGAUUUGA
Molecule: messenger RNA, 1359 nt
Organism: Penicillium soppii
Lineage: Eukaryota; Fungi; Ascomycota; Eurotiomycetes; Eurotiales; Aspergillaceae
Product: acyl-CoA dehydrogenase family protein
Exons: 3
Coding region: 1-1359 (452 amino acids)
Biological process (GO): butyrate catabolic process; fatty acid beta-oxidation using acyl-CoA dehydrogenase
Molecular function (GO): flavin adenine dinucleotide binding
Source: RefSeq, a predicted model, not a curated record